AUGACUGGAAGACACUCUCAAGGUCAAGACCUGAUACCGUUUGAUCUUGAGAUUGAAAGAACAGUUAGGAAACGAAAAGACAAAUUCACUCACUCACUGGAACAACAAAAAGACGGAGGUUCCGUUGAAAAUAUAAACGAGAAGAGUGACAAGAACGUUGGGGAACAACAAUUAACGCAAGAGGAAGCAAUGGAACGAACACAACCUGCUCGAGCUACGAAGGAGUACUCCAUCCUAACUCUUUCUAACACUCUGUCAUGUAUUGUAAUACCAGAAGUUGAAGCAAAUUCAUUUGAACUUAAGUCUGGAAUGAUUCAUUUGUUACCAUCUUUCUAUGGCAAGUCGAACGAAGAUCCUAACAUGCAUAUUCGGAAAUUUUUUGACAUUUGUGGCACCAUUAAGAUCCUAAAUGUCUCUGAUGAAGUAGUUAGGCGGAAAUUGUUCCCAUUUUCAUUAAAGGAUAGAGCCAAAGCUUGGCUUCACUCACUACCAGCUGAAUCCAUUACUUCAUGGGAGGGUUUAGCUCAAAAAUUUCUCCAAAAAUUCUUCCCUCCCCAGAAAACGAAUCAGCUUAGAAGAGAUAUCAUGCAUUUUAGUCAAGGAGAGCAUGAGCCAUUCUAUGAAGCUUGUGAGCGAUUUAGAGAAUUGCUGCAAAAAUGCCCUCAUCAUGGCAUUAUUGAUUGGAUGCAAAUGCGCUUCUUUUAUGAAGGACUUACGACUGCAAACAAACGAAUGGUUGACUCUGCAUGUAGAGGUGCAUUGAUGGAGAAGACACCUCAAGAAGCAUUUGAUCAAUUUGAUUUGCUUGCCAAUAAUAAUCAACAAUGGGGCAGUGAGCGGACAAAGAAGGCAGGAGUUCAUAAAGUUGACACCAACACUGCGGUUGUUGCUCAAACUUCAAGCCUUGAGAAAAAACUUGAAACUCUUAUGCGUGCUGUUAUUCCAUCUUCCCCACAACAAGUUUGCGCCAUUUGUUCAGACCCAACUCAUCCAAUGGAACUUUGUCCAUCUACUACGCAAGGUUUUGAGCAAGUUCUCCAAGUUAAUUCAUUUCAGCGACCUCGGAAUGAUCUAUAUUCGAACACCUAUAAUCCAGGGUGGCGUAACCACCCAAAUUUUUCAUGGAGCAACUAG
Molecule: messenger RNA, 1134 nt
Organism: Prunus persica (peach)
Lineage: Eukaryota; Viridiplantae; Streptophyta; Magnoliopsida; Rosales; Rosaceae
Exons: 1
Coding region: 1-1134 (377 amino acids)
Source: RefSeq, a predicted model, not a curated record